Molecule: messenger RNA, 452 nt
Organism: Lonchura striata (white-rumped munia)
Lineage: Eukaryota; Metazoa; Chordata; Aves; Passeriformes; Estrildidae
Source: RefSeq, a predicted model, not a curated record
AUGUAUGACGACAGCUCCGAGAGCGAGGCCUCCGUGUCCAACAAGUUCGUGAACGAUGGGAGCUUCCUGCAGCAAUUCCUGAAGCUCCAGAGGGAAAAAUCCAAUGCUGAAAGCACCCCGAAUCCCCCCGGCAGCGCCCCAUCCCCGGGCCCCGGGAAGCGGCCGGCGCUGCUGAAGCGGCCGGCGCCGGCGCGGAGCCGCGUGCUGCAGGCGCGGAGCCUCGCCCUGCCCAAGGCCGGCCCCGGCCUCCGCCGCCUCAGCGUCUUCCAGGGCCCCGACGAGGACGACGAGGACGACGACGAGCAGUGGCUGGAGAUCAAAGAGGACUCGGAGACGCGGCACGUGGUGGAAAAGCUGGCCAGGUUCGUGGCUGAGGGCGGCCCCGAGCUCGAGAAGGUCGCCGUGGAGGACUACAAGGACAACCCUGCUUUCUCGUGAGUGAGGAGCGACGC